Molecule: messenger RNA, 799 nt
Organism: Gymnogyps californianus (California condor)
Lineage: Eukaryota; Metazoa; Chordata; Aves; Accipitriformes; Cathartidae
Gene: TMIGD1
Product: transmembrane and immunoglobulin domain containing 1
Exons: 6
Coding region: 1-774 (257 amino acids)
Biological process (GO): detection of stimulus; cell recognition; susceptibility to natural killer cell mediated cytotoxicity
Cellular component (GO): neuron projection; plasma membrane; synapse
Molecular function (GO): signaling receptor binding
Source: RefSeq, a predicted model, not a curated record
AUGGCGCAGAGAAGCAGCCUCGCACUCCCCCGUGAAGCGCCUGUCCUUGCCGUUUGCUUUUUGGCAUGCGUAGCCACAGGUUUGGAACUGUCUGUAAAUAACCACGCUGCUGACUUCUCCCUGUCUACAUUGCCUGGCCGUUCCGUCUCCCUCUCCUGCCUAGUACAGAACAGCAGCCAGGCUGAGGAGCUGCUCUGGUACCGAGGAGGUGGGAAAGUGGAUCUGAAAGAUGGGAAUAAAGUGAACAUCAGUAACAUCUGCGUAUCCCCAGUCACCGAGUCCGACAACGGAGUCACCUUCACGUGCAAGCUGGCACGGGAAAAGUCUGUCCAGGUGUCUGUGAUCCUGGAUGUGCAGUUUCCUCCCCAGCUGACUGAAGAAGAGUCCUUCCAAAUCGAAGAAGACAAAGACGUUACUCUGACCUGCAACGCCAAAUCCAACCCUCAAGCCCAAACAGCUUGGUAUAAGAACAACACCACCUUGACCCUACAGCAAAAUCGUUACCAGCUGUACCAGACAAGCGAGGUCUUUCAGCUCUCUAUCAAAAAAGUACAGAAGUCUGACAACGGGACCUACACCUGUGUGGUGAAAUCUUCUUUGGGAGAGGCGAGGAAGGAUUUCCACCUGAUAGUUGAAGAUAAAAAACCUGUUUUUCCCAAGGAGGCCGUUAUUGCUGCUGUCGUGGUGGUUACACUCACGGUGCUUUUUGGAAUUGUGGCUCGAAAAGAUAAAAUUUUUAAGUGCUUCAAAAGAUCAAGUGAAACAGCUCUGUAAAGACCACAAGGUUCCUGUGCACGCC